Messenger RNA from Rotaria sordida, 3848 nucleotides. NCBI's taxonomy places the organism in Eukaryota, Metazoa, Rotifera, Eurotatoria, Philodinida, Philodinidae. The record is from the annotation of a GenBank genome assembly.
AUGCGUGUCAUGGAACAAUUUGUUGGAACGUCAGGUGUACGAACUUUAUUUACUAUUGAAUGCACUAGUGGUAAAGCUAUCCGAGCUCAUUCACACUACAAUGAAGAAAAUGAAAUCCUUCUUUUGCCUGGCACUUACUUUCGUAUUGUGGAUAAAUGGAGUCCAGCAAAAGAUUUAUACAUGAUUCAUUUGCGAGAAACACCUCCACCACGACAAUUCCUUGAACCGCCUUUCACAUCGACAACAUUGGACACCUCCAUUGCUACAGCGGUGGCAACAUCUAUGGCAAAACCAGUUAAAGAAAAUAUUGCAAUUUCGAAAGCCGAAGGUCUACCAAGUGCUGCUGCUACAGCAUCAUCCAUCAAACCAAAAAGUAAGCGUUUUUUUCAUUCUAUCCGGCAUAUUUCUGUAGAGAAUUCUCCGUGUAAUAUUCAGUAGUAGGACAUGAGUAUGUAGAGAAUCGAAGUUAACAAAUAUUUUGUUUAUCGAGGCCAGCUGAAAAAGUUUUUAAAUUAGAGACAAGCUUGUGGGAGUGAGCUCUAAUGUGAAUGUUAAACGAAAAGGUCACUAGUUUUUGCAGAUGUUUAUGAAGCUUGAAGUUUUAUCUAGGUCCGAUCUUAGCAAAAUCUAUAUUCUUUUAAUUCAUUUAUAGUGUAUUGAAGAACCCAAAACUUCAAUAAAAACAUGAUGUAUUUAACAUCAAAAUAAUGAAAAGUUAACCAGUGAGACAUCAUCAGAUUAAAAAAAAUGAAAAUUCCAUGCAUGAAAUGAACAUUUUAAUGUUUUCUAUAAACUCAUCAAUACGUCUUGAGUGUCAAUUAUAGAAUAUCAAAAACAAUUACUUUCAAUCCCAUCACUACGAGAUUAAAGUAUAAAAUGAGGUGGAACUAUUUGAACUGUUAAUAAGAAUCAGCGAUAAUAGCACCACAUGUAGGAUAUGUCUAUCAUAGUAGUAUAUGAUGAGUACCACAAGAUCAUAUAUCAGCAAACAAAAGUGGAGUUUUUAUAUUUCUGAAUUCGACACAUCUGAGAUAUUCAAUACUUGAAGAUGGCUUUCAAGAUUAGCAUGUAUGAGGUUGUAGGACAGAAUGGAAACAUCGAUUUUCCAUCAUAAAUAAUUCAGCCAUCAUUGUCAAUCUUGCUUGGUAGAGAAGAAACUAUCAAAUUUGUGUUGAAGUUACUCAGAAUGUUGACAACUUUCGUUUAGAAGGCCAAGAAUUCGCCACAUCUGGAACGGACAAGAAACUAUCUCAAAAUGAAUCAUUAUUGGUGUGGUGUUUGAUUUAUACGAUAUUUUGAAUCAUUGACUCCAAACAGAGAUAAGUAGAUGAACAAAGCGAUUGUUAUUAGCAUUCGUCUAUUUUAUAAUUUUUCUCAACACUUGACUAUAACAAAGGUUUCAUUUGCAAGAAGUAAAAUAAGUGAACAAGAGGUUAAAGGUCGUAUUAUUCAGUCAUUUCUUAUGUAACCUCUACUCCAUUGAAGAACUUUUGAAUUUACUCUGAGAAAAUCAAUAUAAACGAACAUCAUCGUCCUAAAGAUUAUUCGAUAGUCAAAUAAUUUCAAUCAUUAGGUCGACUUGAACGAGUUCAUCCUUAGUGAACAUGUUUUUUGAAUGGAACAUUUGUGCCAAUUGCGGGAAAUGCCGUGAUGAUCAUUCAUUUUUCACAGGAUCUUGAAUUUAUAGACAAACUGUGGAUCUUAAAUUUGAAGUGAAACCAUUAUAAACGAACAGAACAUUGAUUUAAUUGAUUCCUUUGAUAGUUCAUCUUCUUUAUGCUUAACAGCUGAGUCAUAGUGCUUUGAAGUGAAUGGAAUAGAUGAAUACAACUGUUGGUACUAUUGAAAUCAUUCAUUUGACAUGCAAGCAUCGAUGUGCAAUCGAAUCGAAAUAGUCACUAUAGUGCAAAAGAAAAUAGAUCAACCAAACCUACGGGCGAUGAUAAUCAUCUAUUUAACAGAUGAUUCUCGAUAAGUUUAUCUUUCUUGAAUUCUUGCUUUCAUGUACGUAAAACAGAUGAACAAAAUCAUCCAACAAGCUGGAAAUGGAUCAUGAUGAUUUGUUUGUGGUACGAUCGUCGCAUACCUUCAUCAAUCGAAAACUUUCUAUCGUAUCAAGUAAUAUAAGUGAACAGAUCAUCCAGAAUCAGAAUAAUUCCUUUUUUAUCUGAACUUUUAUUAAUUUGUGAACUCCCAUUAUGAUAAAAAAAGUGAAUACCAAUAACAAACAAGACCAUUACAAUAAUUAUGAUCAGUCCUGCACCUUAUUAUCUUUCAAAGCAGCUUAUUCUUGAAGCAUUUGUUUUAAUGAACACAGUAUCAAUGAACAUGAGAAUUGGACAGACAAUGAUCAUGAUAAUUCCUCUUCUAUGUAAUCUCUUGAUCAGUCGAUAGUCUCGUACAUUUUCAUUCCAAGUAAGUUGACAAAAUAGAUGAAUGGAUUCAUCAACAACGUUGUAUUGAUCCAUAUAUCUUAUUAUCUUCGAUCAGCGCAUUAAUUUUCAUAAUUUAUUUGGAUAUUUGCAAAGAUAGUUGAACAAGUCUUUUGGUAAAUGAUAAUUUAUAUGCCAUGAGAUCUUUUUCAAUCACACAUAACUUGGAUGUUUUAGUUCAAAUUGAAAAACAUAAGUGAACAAAAUCUCGCUAAUGCAUAUUUACUCAUCACACGAUCGUUGAUCAAUGUCAGCAAGACUUGAUCUUCAUUUCAAAAUGCGAAACAUAAAUGAACAGAACAAUGGUGAGAAUGAUUCAUUUGGCAUGUGGCUUUUAUGUACUUAACAGUUCAUUAUCUUUCGUAUGGAUGAAGAAAAAUAUUUGAAUGAACCUCUGAAUAUGCAAAUCAUUCAUUUUUUAUGUACUCGUCGAUCCGCAGGUCGAUUCACAAGGUUCGAUUCGAGUUUCAGAAUGAGAUGAAAACAUAGAUGAAUAGAACCAUUGGAAUUACUUCAAGCGUUAUUAUUAUUCAUAAGUCGUGUUAUAGUGGAUGAACUAUCGUCAAUGCAACUACUUUGACAUCAAAUGAAUGAAAUAAGUGAACAGAACUUUCGUUAGGAUUAUUCAUUUGAUAUGUCAUGAUAGAUUAGCUAUAGAUCGUUCAAUAUUUGUUUCAAUUUGAUGAAAAUGAACAAACAACAUACUACUGAUCAUUGUCAUUCGCUUGUUACCUUAGAUACACUGAAGUGUUCGUGGAGAAAAUUGUGCUUUCAGGUAACUGUGAUUGAUGAAUGGAUGGUUGGAGCAACAUGUAUUUAUUAAGCAUCCUUUGCCAUGUAAUGUUCGAUCAGCUGACCGAGUCGCAACCUUUGCUUCGAAGUGAGCAAAAGAGGUGAACAGAAGUAUUUUGAUGAAUGUUCGUUUGCCAUGUGAUGUUCGAUCAGCUGACCGAGUCGCAAACUUUGCUUCGAAGUGAGCAAAAGAGGUGAACAGAAGUCUUAUGAGUAAUGUUCGUUUGCCAUGUGAUGUUCGAUCAGCUGACCGAGUCGCAACCUUUGCUUCGAAGUGAGCAAAAGAGGUGAACAGAAGUCUUAUGAGUAAUGUUCGUUUGCCAUGUGAUGUUCGAUCAGCUGACCGAGUCGCAAAUUUUGCUUCGAAGUGAGCAAAAGAGGUGAACAGAAGUAUCUUGAUGAAUGUUCGUUUGCCAUGUGAUGUUCGAUCAGCUGACCGAGUCGCAACCUUUGCUUCGAAGUGAGAAAAAGAGGUGAACAGAAGUAUCAUUAUGAAUGUUCGUUUGCCAUGUGAUGUUCGAUCAGCUGACCGAGUCGCAACCUUUGCUUCGAAGUGAGCAAAAGAUGGGAAAGCGCAGAUUGUUUGUGUGAGGACAAUCGACGUGUGUAAGAAUGUGAAAAUGA